AUGCGCAUGUGUACUCGGCGGACGACUGAUAAAAAGGAGACUUGGAUCUUGGAGUGUCGCAUUGUCGCCUCUUCCAGAGUUGUCGCAGCGUUCCGACAAACGCUGUCUCUCUCUGUCGCUUUUUCUCCCACCCUCACACCUCAGGGAUUUAGAAGCAACAUGAACGCCCUUGCUUGGCUGUUCUUCUUGUUGGUACCCUGCAUCAUCCAAGCUUCCAGGCCUCCCUUCGUGGUCUCCCGGCAGCCCAGGAUCACCAAAAUGAUACCCCAGCAUAGCAACGGCCUGCAACCAGUCGUUUGGGUAUCACCCACCUUCAGGUUCCGACGCAGCCUCGAUGUUGCCAAGCGAAGCACUGACAACGAAAGCUUCAGAUUUGACCCGAUGGUGUGCAACAACGCUGGGAGUUGCCUUCCUGUUCUGGGCCAGGUUUCCCUGAGACAAAGCCCUAUGGAAUUCGGCCUUGGGCUUCGCAGCGGCCAAAACAAUGAUUUGGGCACAGAGAUCAAGAGCGUCUUGCAGUCUGGCAGACAACAAGGCAAACUGCGGAAAUUCCGACGCAACUACAACGACAUCCUUCGUUACGGCCGUUCUAUCGACCUCCCAACUCCUUGCCAAGACUGUGAAGAAGAAGAGGACAAGAAUCCUUAUGCUUACUCCAGGGCCAUCAUUUACCCAGCAGCUUACUCUACCAUCUCAGAAGACCAAGGCGAGGACAGCAACGAGGGCGGGAAUUUUAUGAUGGAAUCCCAGCCUUCAGAAAAGGCCUCUUCUUCGCCAGUCAUCGUUAAAAGAGAUGUACCUCUUUCGAAUGGGGCUGGAACCCACAACACGACCUUGUCCUCUAAAGAUGUCGCUUCAGUCGAAGACACUGACGUCAGAGAUUCUGGUAUCGAUGAUUCUAUGGACAACUUUUAAGGAAAACUACUUCCAAUAUGUCAGUCUCUUCAGUGCUAUCAGAAACGCAUUGUCUUUUAAAAAGAGAAUUAAUGCACUGUCAAUGACUACUGGUGUUUGGGAACAUUAGUAGUACUAAGAAAUAAUUAUAGCACAUUGAAGUCUCUCGAAUGGUGGUUUAGCAAUUUUCCAUCUUACAACAGGCAAA
Molecule: messenger RNA, 1102 nt
Organism: Macrobrachium nipponense
Lineage: Eukaryota; Metazoa; Arthropoda; Malacostraca; Decapoda; Palaemonidae
Exons: 5
Coding region: 1-915 (304 amino acids)
Source: RefSeq, a predicted model, not a curated record